This is a messenger RNA of Saccharomyces eubayanus, 3174 nucleotides long. It is a transcript of the gene KCS1, whose product is annotated as inositol polyphosphate kinase KCS1. The record is from RefSeq and is a predicted model, not a curated record. Gene Ontology annotation, biological process: phosphatidylinositol phosphate biosynthetic process; inositol phosphate biosynthetic process. Gene Ontology annotation, cellular component: cytoplasm; nucleus. Lineage: Eukaryota; Fungi; Ascomycota; Saccharomycetes; Saccharomycetales; Saccharomycetaceae. Bases 1 to 3174 code for a protein of 1057 amino acids. Gene Ontology annotation, molecular function: inositol hexakisphosphate kinase activity. The transcript has a single exon.
AUGAAUACUUCUGACAAAAAUCAUGAUAAAAAACCUAAUACGUCGAGAGAACAACUGCAACCCUUGCACCAAAAAGAGUCCGAAGAAUGCAUAAAAACGCUAAAAGAUCUUAAUGUGCCAGAGACGAAGAAACUUUCUUCGGUCUUGCAUGGUAGAAAAGCAAGUACGUACUUGAGAAUUUUCAGAGAUGAUGAAUGUUUAGCCGAUAACAACAACAGUACCGAUAAUAAUAACAAUGAGAAAUCUUCGUCUUACGCGGGCAAAAAGCCAAGGUCAAAAUCGUCUUCCAAACCGAUAUCAGAAGCAUUACGGCCCUCAAACAAAAAAACAUACUCAGACGCUUUGUCUUCAUCAUUGUCAUUGUCAUCUUCAAUUCUAUCACACCACGAGAAACCGGCAAUACAGCACAACGAGCACGUGGCGCAGGGCGAUAAUAUUAACACGAUCAAUGAGGGGGUUCAAGUCUCUGAUGAGGAUGUUGGGAAACAACAAUCGCACCAACAGCAGGUGAUACAUCAACAAACCUUUCCAAAAACAAGCCAAGAUAUAGAUGACGGAUCCAUCUCACCUAAAUCCACUUACCAGAAUACUCUACACGGACUAUCAGAGGAUUUAACACUGAAACCUGUCUCUUCUGCAACGUACUACCCUCAUAAAAGUAAAGCUGAUUCUGGUUAUGAAGAAAGGGAUAAAAUGGAAAAUGAUAUCGACACCAUUCAACCUUCCACCAUAGGUUUCGUGCCUAGCAUARCAACACUACCCAGGACAUACAAUAGGCACACCUUUAGAGUCAAGACUCAUUCGGCCUUGUCACAGUCCUUGAAGCAAGAAAACAUCAACAAUCGUGGCAUUAAUCAAAAUGCUCAACAAUCUGAAUCUGUGCAGCAAGGCGAACCAAACAGAAAACAAAUCAAACCUCCUGCACAGAAUAGCAAAGAUGAGCAGGAGGAAGAAGAGGAGGAAGAUGAGCAUAGGGAAUACCCAUUAGCAGUAGAGCUAAAGCCAUUUACAAAUAGAGUUGGAGGCCACACUGCCAUAUUUAGAUUUUCGAAGAGAGCCGUUUGUAAGGCACUAGUGAAUAGAGAAAAUAGAUGGUAUGAAAAUAUAGAAUUAAGUCACAAAGAACUGUUGCAAUUUAUGCCACGUUAUAUCGGUGUCCUGAAUGUUAGACAACAUUUUCAGUCAAAAGAUGAUUUUUUGAAUGAUUUAGAUGAGGGAGAUAACAAUAACAAUAACAAUAGCAAUAACAACAUAAAAAGUAAUAUUUAUCGCAAUGGAAAUGACGAUGCCCCAAUUAACGCAGAACCAACAGGGACUCCCUUGACCCACAUACAUUCUUUUCCCUUGGAAAACUCAUCGAGACAAAUGCUUGAAAACACGCUUCCUGAGACGGAAUCGGUUCAACCACAUGUCAAGAGAUCUCUUUCGAGUUCUAACCAACCUUCUCUACUGCCUGAAGUUGUUUUGAAUGAUAACAGACAUAUCAUCCCAGAAUCCUUGUGGUACAAAUAUUCCAAUUCUCCCAAUUCAGCGCCAAACGAUUCUUACUUUUCUUCUUCUUCUUCCCAUAACUCAUGUUCCUUAGAUGAUCAUGGCAAUAUGAACAAAUUAAAAAGACGCGACUCUGGAUCUACAAUGAUAAAUACAGAAUUGAGAAAUCUAGUAAUUAGGGAAGUAUUUGCACCAAAAUGCUUCAGAAGAAAAAGAAAUUCUAACACAAUUUCCACAGGAAAACACAAUUCGCACACAGAUUCAAACCCACCUUCUCACCUGCAAAAAUCGCGAGCUUCAUCGCAUGAUGCCUCGAAUACAUCCCUAAAGACUCUCGAUGAUUCAUCGUCAUUAGCGAACUUAGAUUUACAAACUGGCAAUUCUAAUUCCGGUUCAAGUCCACAUGGCCCACUGCUAAAAAAGUCGCUUCAUGAAAAAAUAUCCAAUGCAUUAGAAAGCUCGCAUUCAGUUAUGGAUUUGAAGCAAUUUCAUAAGAACGAACAAAUGAGACACAAGGAUUCAUUUUGCAACACUUUGUCGCCCAUUUUGACUGCAUCUAAUUCGAGAGAUGAUAGCGAGUUCAGCUCUUCUCCUAAUCAUGCCAACAACACACAAGAAGGUGUAUUUGAUAUGGAUGAAGAUACGGGGAAUGACACGAUAAAGAUAGAUAGCCAUGACCAGUGUGGCGCCCCUGAUAAUAACAUGAUUAUAAAAUCAUUGGGUUAUAACGUUUCAAACGACUACAGCCAUCAUGACAUUGAAUCAGUCACAUUCGAGGAAACAUCCCACACCAUUGUCUCUAAAUUCAUUUUAUUAGAAGAUUUAACAAGAAACAUGAACAAACCGUGUGCAUUCGAUCUAAAGAUGGGUACAAGGCAAUACGGUGUAGAUGCUAAGAGGACCAAACAGCUAUCACAGCGUGCCAAAUGUCUAAAGACUACGUCCAGAAGAUUAGGCGUUAGAGUCUGUGGCCUAAAAGUUUGGAAUAAAGAUUAUUAUAUCACCAGAGACAAGUAUUUCGGUAGAAGAGUUAAGGUUGGUUGGCAGUUUGCAAGAGUUCUUGCACGAUUCUUAUAUGACGGUGAGGCAAUUGAAAGUAUAAUUAGGCAAAUUCCAAGGCUAAUCAAACAAUUAGAUACUCUGUAUUCUGAAAUUCUCAAUUUAAAAGGUUACAGAUUAUACGGUGCAUCUUUACUACUAAUGUAUGACGGCGAUGCCAACAAGGCAAACUAUAAGAAGAAGAACGGCGCUCGUGUGAAAGUUAACUUAAUCGACUUUGCACGUUCUGUAACCAAAGAAGAUACAAUGGAAUGCCUGGAUAAAUUCCGCAUACCACCAAAAUCACCGAAUCUAGAAGACAAAGGAUUCUUAAGAGGUAUAAAGAGCUUGAAGUUUUAUCUGUUACUAAUAUGGAAUUAUCUGACAGCUGAUUCGCCAUUAAUUUUUGAUGAAACAGAAAUGACUGAUAUGAUUAAUGAUGAGACAGAUUCGAAUAAUACUUCUUCCUCUGCGGGUCCCAAAACCAAAUUUAGUGGGAAAUGGGAUUGGCUGGACGAAUUUGACCGAGAAGAUGAGGAAAUGUAUAAUGAUCCAAAUAGCAAACUAAGACAAAAAUGGAGGAAAUACGAAUUGAUUUUUGAUGCUGAACCAAGAUAUAAUGAUGAUGGUGAAGUUAGUGAUUAA